AUGAUUAUCGGAGGAGCAAACGUUGCAGAAACCACCAUCGUGGCUUCAAAGAAAAUGAAGGUGUCGGUGACUCGAGAGAAGAGAUCUAGGGAUUACCUGCGGAAUGAGGCGAUCACUUUCAAUCAUAAAGAUGUAGAGAAUAUUGCUUAUCCGCACAAUUUUGCGUUGGUAAUUUCUGUUAAUAUUAAUAAGUUUCUUGUUAAACGUAUUUUGAUUGAUCCAGGUAGCUCGACCAAUAUAAUCCAAUGGAGGGUGUUAGAAAAAAUGGCUUUACUUGAUCAAAUUAUUCCGACAGUUAGAGUUUUAAAUGGUUUUAACAUGGCGAGUGAAACAACAAAAGGAGAAAUCAUCCUACCAGUUGAUGCGAUUGGAACGGUCCGACUAACAAAGUACCAUGUCAUGGACAGAGUAAUGAGAUACAAUGCUUUAUUUGGUAGACCAUGGAUACAUGAUAUGGAGGUUGUUGCAUUAACUCUGCAUAUGACGCUGAAGUUUCCUAAUGCAUAUGACGCUGAAGUUUCCUACUCCGGAGGGGACUAA
Messenger RNA from Lycium ferocissimum, 540 nucleotides. RefSeq lists its product as uncharacterized. The transcript has a single exon. Bases 1 to 540 code for a protein of 179 amino acids. The record is from RefSeq and is a predicted model, not a curated record. NCBI's taxonomy places the organism in Eukaryota, Viridiplantae, Streptophyta, Magnoliopsida, Solanales, Solanaceae.